Molecule: messenger RNA, 3842 nt
Organism: Rhinichthys klamathensis goyatoka
Lineage: Eukaryota; Metazoa; Chordata; Actinopteri; Cypriniformes; Leuciscidae
Exons: 4
Coding region: 52-2721 (889 amino acids)
Biological process (GO): regulation of transcription by RNA polymerase II
Molecular function (GO): RNA polymerase II cis-regulatory region sequence-specific DNA binding; DNA-binding transcription factor activity
Source: RefSeq, a predicted model, not a curated record
AAAGGGACCAUAACGUCCGCUCCAUAAAAUUCAACUAAUCCGAAUCGCGCCAUGCCUGAGGCGAGUCUUGAAGAUUAUGACGGGUUUCAGACCCAGUUCACACACAUAAUGGAAACAAUAUUACUGACUGCUGUCAGGGAAGCGACAAAACUUUAUGAGGGCACUUUGCAGCGCUUGAAAGCGGAAUUGGUGCAGCUGAGACAAGAGAAUGUCAAAACGAAGACAGGUGAUUCAUCCAGCCAAGACACAAAGAGAUCCACUGAAUAUGGGAGUCAGAGGAAUGCGAAUGUCCCUAAACAUCGUCAUAUUGGCGUGCAGUGCGAAAAGCCCAUUUUGGUUGACCAGGGAUGCAGCCCUCCUCAGUUUAUAGGGCAACAUCUUAGUGUGGGAGACAUUACGAGUGAUAAACUCACAGAUCUUUGUGCCAGUGAGGAUGGGAGCAGACAGCUUGCAUUGCUCCUCAUCAAACAAGAGCCUCAUGAUACUGAAUGCGACAACUACGCACCAGGAUACUUUCUACUGAAGCAAGAAGGUGCUGAGCCGAUACUGGUGCGCAGAGAGCCAAAUAAGGACACCGUGGAAAGGGUUGUGAUCCCACCAUCAUUUCAAACAAUAACCAGGCACCACAGCAACAUUAGAGAAAAGUCUCCACCAUCAGUGAUUCCUUCCUCCUGUAGUCGCAGAGUGGAUUCCUGUAGUCACAAACCUAAUCAGAUUAUACAAUCCAUCCAAGGUACAUCUAAAAGAACAUUGGAAAUCAAUGAAGACUUGUCUUCCCAAACCAAAAGACAAAAUGUCAGUGCACCAGCACAGACAUCCACUACUUCUGUACUUGGUAAUUCAGCCCAGACUCCUGCUCCUACUGUUAACUUGUCUGUGCCAAUGAUCGAGCUGUCUGGUGCUCCAUCAAUUCCUCAAGCCAAGUCAACAGCAUCAUCAGUUCACCGACGACCAAACCCAAAUCCUCAAACAUCUUACCAGACAGUAGUCCCUCAGAAAGUGGGGUCAAAUAUCUGUCAUCCACUUCAAAACACGUUUAUUUCCCCUGUUCCUCCAAACCAAGUCUUUGCAAUGGAGCCUCAUUCCUCCAAACAAUGGCCUCAGGCAUUGGUUACAAAUACAGAAAAAAGUAUUUCAACCAUUGCCUUGCUAAACCAAGCCACUGAACCAUUUACCCAAUCUCAGCUUAUACCAUUAUUUCCACCACAAACCAUCAAAACACCAGACCAGGAGGUUCCUCCACAAGUACAUGCUGCCAUGCCAUCAGGCCAUAUUUCUGUCUCACCAAAAACACCUUCAGCAGUUCAGGAUCGGAUUCUCUCACCCAGCCUUGUUCCACCUCAUACCCAAGUUUUUGCAUCACUACAAGAAAUACCAGCACAUUCUGUGACUUCAAGUUCAUCAUUCCAGUUCCCUUUGGUGCUCCCACAUAAUCCGACUCAACCGACACCACCUUCUUACCUUCCAACACACAUUCCAUUUACUUCUCCCCUCCUUCCAGUUAAUGCAAUUCAGGGAUCUGUCUCCCUAAACCCACCUCAACCUCCACUUACACAUUCUCAAUAUCCAAUCCAAUCCAAUCAGUUCUCCUGUUCUUCAGAACAGAUGUUUCCUCCACCCGAUAAUACACCUGGUUUGCUUGAAUCUCUUGAAACUUUGCAUUUGCACUCAUCCAUUGUGAUGACCCCACAAGAGGCCCCGGAGCAGGCACCCAUGCACCAUUUUCCACCAUCUGGGCAGCUUGCGCCUCUGCUGACACUUAAGGAGCAACAAGCUGUCGCUUCCGCUAGCGUUGUUUUAGGCCGAGUGCCAGUUCUAUCUUCAGAGACCUCUCUGUCCCCAGUUGACAACUUUGAAGGAGACGUACCACUUUCCCCAUGUUUCAGUGCAGAAACCACAGAUAUAAAUGAUAAAGAUUUCUCGGAAGAUGAAGACACUCCCACACUCCAGUCUAGACUGAGAAAACAGAGAAAGAUGUUCUCUAAAUCCAGACAAGGUGAGGACGGCACAGUCAUGGUCAAUGAUAAGAGGGUGGAUCGGGUGCAGAACAACUUGAUUAGUGAAACACCCCAUUCUGGCUCCAAUAGCGAAAGUCACGUCUUAUCGAAACCUUCGAGUAAAACAUUGCAGAAAAAUACUGAGUGUCCCGAGUGUGGAAGGGUCCUCAGCAACGCGUCUGCCUUGGAGAACCACAUGAGACUUCAUACAGGAGAGAGACCUUAUACCUGCUCCCAGUGUGGAAAGGCAUUCCCUAGUGUGCGAGGCCUUAACCGGCACGUGAAGGUCCAUGCAGAGGAGAAACGGUAUCAGUGUGAACAAUGUGGGAAGAGUUUUGUGUACCACUUUACCCUUACCAAACAUCAGCUCAUUCACUCAGGAGAAAGGCCUUUUCCUUGUAAAGUUUGUGGAAAGAGGUUUUUGGCCAAGGCAGACCGGUCUACCCAUAUGCGCAUGCACACCGGAGAGAAGCCGUUCUCGUGCACGCUGUGUGGGAAGAAGUUUAAACAUAGGGUUGCUCUGAAUAUGCAUAUGCAGGGGCAUAGAGGAGAGAAACGCUACAUUUGCCCCCACUGUGAAAAAGGAUUUGUGGAUCUAGGUAACUUCAAAAGACACAAGCUCAUCCAUACAGGGGAAAGGCCGUUUGAGUGCAAAGAAUGUGGGAAACGUUUCACUCAGUCAGCCCAUCUCAAGAAACAUGCCAACACACAACACGUUACAUAAAGUAAUUGGAUUGUUUAACAAAGCAGUUGAUAUACGGUAGAUAAAUAUUCUGUUACAGAAAAUAUAAUGGUAUUAGGCCUGAUUGCAAAUUAAUUUAUGGAUAUGCUAUUUUUAAAAGAGAAAAAUAAAAGAUUAUAUUUUUAUAUUUUAACUGCAUUACUGCAUAGAUUUUGUACAGUGCUUUAAUUGUUAACAUUUUUUUUUAAAUGUGAAGUAAAACGGGGUUAUUUUUCUAUUAAUUCCUCAACCAGUUGUAACAGUUGUAAUUGAAAUUAUUCAACCCCUAUUGCAAAUCAGGUUUAUUUGCUAAAUUUACAGACUUUCAGCUGUUUGCCCCAAAAGGUGGUUUCCCCAAAUUCAACUGAAAAUGCAACUUUUAAUGACUUCUGCAGUCUCAAAAGUAUUCAACCCCUUCAUGGCAAGCAUCUUUAGUACAUGGUAGAACACCCCUUUUUCUGUUAUGACCCGCUGCAAACGAGAUGUAUAACCAGACACCAGCUUCUGGCAGCGUUUAUGAGGAAAUGGAAUCUUAGCCCAUUCCUCAAUGGCCUCCAGUUCAGUAAUAUUCUUGGGUUUGUGUGCUGCAAAUGCCUUCAAAUCCCACCAGAGAUUUUCUUUGGGGUUCAAGUCAGGUGACUCUGAUGGCCACUGUAAAAUCUUCCAGGACUUCCUCUGCAACCAAGCCUUGGUGGAAUUUGAGGUAUGCUUGGGAUUAUUGUCCUGUUGGAAGGUCCAAUGACACGCAAGCUUCAGCUUCAUCACAGAUGGCAUGACGUUGUCUCCUUCCUAGGAUUUCCUGAUAUACAAAAAUGAAUCCAUCUUGCCUUCCACAUGCUGCAGGUUUCCAGUGUCAGAGGAUGCAAAGCAGCCCCAGAGCAUCACAGAGCCCCACCAUACUUAAUAGUCAUAGUGUUCUUUUAAGCAUAUGCUUAAUUCUUCUUCCUCCAGACAUACCACUGAUCCAUAGGGCCGAAAAGUUUUGUUUUAUUGCUCCACAGAACAGAAUCCCCAAACUUCUGUGGCUUAUUUAUAUGAUUUUGAGCAAAUUGGAGCUGACUUUUCUUGUGCUUUUGGGUCAGUAGUGGUGUACAUCUUGGAGUUCUGGCAUGCGUUUAGUACAC